This is a messenger RNA of Argiope bruennichi, 7873 nucleotides long. RefSeq lists its product as uncharacterized. The transcript has 11 exons. Gene Ontology annotation, cellular component: nucleus; cytoplasm. Gene Ontology annotation, molecular function: protein serine/threonine kinase activity; ATP binding. Lineage: Eukaryota; Metazoa; Arthropoda; Arachnida; Araneae; Araneidae. The record is from RefSeq and is a predicted model, not a curated record. The coding region runs from base 217 to 4302 and encodes 1361 amino acids. Gene Ontology annotation, biological process: signal transduction; peptidyl-serine phosphorylation.
UUCCAAAUCUUCCAUUUUCGAUACCCUUGUGGUGCAGGUGAGUGUUGGGAGUGAAAUCCUUCGUGGUUUCUUUUUUCGGACACAAGAAGUUAUUGUUUUGAUGCGAAGGAAAACGCUUCCUUCUCCGUCGACAGCCGAACUGCGAGCCAAGUUUCGGGGCGCCUCUCUCUUCCGAGCACACAUUCUCGAGUGUGAAGUCUUACCUUGACAGAGAGGAUGGAUUCGGAUUCGAAACCAGAAGUGGAUUAUCCGACGGUGGUUCCUAUAUGCGCACCUGCAGACGAAAAGUUAUAUUCCGGCGACAGCAAUGCCUCCAGUGAGGUUAUCAACGAGGACGACUCUUUCUACGUUAACAUGACCACCGAAGACCUGCUGCAGCCUGGUCACGUCGUCAAAGAACGAUGGAAAGUGGUGAAAAAAAUUGGUGGUGGUGGAUUUGGGGAAAUCUACGAAGGCCUGGAUCUGGUGACGAAGGAGCUGGUGGCGCUGAAACUCGAAUCCGCCAAGCAGGCUAAACAAGUGCUCAAGAUGGAGGUGGCCGUGCUCAAGAAGCUGCAAGGCAGGGAACACGUGUGUCGCUUCAUCGGCUGCGGACGCAACGACCGCUUCAACUACGUCGUGAUGCAGCUGCAGGGCAAGAACCUCGCCGAAUUGAGACGGAGCCAGCCCAGAGGUGCCUACAGCCUCAGCACCACCCUCAGGCUAGGGCUGCAGAUCCUGAAGGCCAUAGAGAGCAUCCAUGAGGUCGGAUUCCUACACAGAGACAUCAAACCGUCGAACUUCUCGAUGGGUCGUCUCUCACACAACAACCGCAGCGUGUACAUGUUGGACUUCGGUCUAGCACGGCAGUACGUGACGGCGACCGGGGAAGUGCGCCCGCCCAGGGCGGCGGCGGGGUUCCGAGGAACGGUCCGGUACGCCUCCAUCAACGCACACAGAAACAAAGAAAUGGGUCGCCACGACGACCUCUGGUCUUUAUUCUACAUGUUGGUCGAGUUCGUGAACGGGCAGCUGCCUUGGAGAAAAAUCAAAGAUAAAGAACAAGUGGGCCUGAUGAAGGAGAAGUACGACCACCGCCUCCUCCUGAAGCACCUGCCCUCCGACUUCCGCCAGUUCCUGGACCAUAUCUACUCCUUGGACUACCAUAUCCGUCCGGACUACGCCAUGUUGUCCAACCUGUUCGAGCGCUGCAUGAAACGCAGGGGCAUCAAGGAGAGCGACCCCUUCGACUGGGAGAAGCACUACACCGACAACUCCGCCACCACCACUGUCACCACCUCGCCGGCCGUCAUCUCCAAGCCUCCGCUCGCAGGGACGGUCCCUCCCGGCACACACGGAACGGACAAUAUGCUGGAUGACAACAUCAUGGCGAGCUACGAGGACCACGGCGAGAACGAGACCGGGGUGAAGCGCGAGACCUCUAAGGAGAACCUGACCAAGGGCCUUUCCCUCGAGGGACGGCCGGACAACGCUCACCCGAGGCCCCUCAUCGAGAACAACAACAACAACUAUUACGCCAACAACAACGCGCUCAAGCAGGAGGAGGUCGCUGACAAGCUGGAGAAAAUGGAGAUCGAGGACGAGGACGAAGGCAAGGAGCACGUGAAUGGUGCCGAACCCCUAGAAGAUGUCGCCAACCUUCAAGGCACGCCGGACACAGAUCGCGCCAAGGAGUUCGCCAAGCUCUGCAUCAGUGACCACCCGUUCAAGGAAGAAUCAGGCGUGGGCAGUAGAGGCACAAGUCCACGACCCCGAGAGGGAGAUGGGGGCAGCAGUCGAGAGGUAUCCUACCGGCAUCCGGGAGGCGGUGAUGGGGGUAAACAACCCCUCUCUGUCCUCUCCACUACCGACUCGAAGUUGCUUCGGGAGCCUCGCGAACACCGCCACCGACGCUACCAUUCCGGAUACAAGUCCCGUUACUCCCGAGAUAUCUCCAUUACGCAGAUGGCGCUGGCGGAGGACGACAAUAUAUCUGCCCUGCAACAGGUAACAAAGGGCGGUGCAGCAGCGGUAACGUUGGCUUCCAAAUGGCAGGUGUCUUUCGAUGACAGUGAAGAAACCGAUAAUGAAGUGGAAGCCAAAGACAACCUCACUUCCCCCGAGCACCGACCCCUCAUCGCUCAAGAUUCCCCAUCCAAAUUAUCGCACGCUGGGCCCACCUUCUGGUCCAAUUCUGGAGGCACUCCCAAGUCGGGAUCCAAUCACGCUGCCCAGAUGCAGCUCUUGACUCUUGCCCUCAGGGAGCGCGAACGCAUGAAGCGCAUGGAAAAGCAAACCGGCAUGCACCAGAUGAGCUCCGCAGAAAUGGAACUCCAGAGGUACAUGGCAAGCCUCAACAAGGCUUUUAGCGAUGUUGAAGAAAAGUGGCGAAAGAGCGGAGUUCUCGGUCGCGCCUAUCCUAAGGAUCUUUUGAUUAGUGCCAGGACAUGGAGUUGUCCGAACCUGUCUCCAGGAGUCCAGGCUCUCCCUCUGAAGUAUAGCGCUUCAGAUACCAACCUGCAGGAGCUUCAAAGAAACGACGACAGUAGAGUGCAGGAGAAGAGAAACGUGCCUUCAAGACGGCAUUCGGCGGACAUUCAAGUGAGCUCGAACGUCGUCGGCGAGUUCAAACGAUGGUCGAUGGGUUCAACUUUCGAAAAGAUUACCAAAAAGUUACCAAAGAAGGAAGAGAGCCAUGUCAAGUCGAGCGAGGAGGCCCAUAACGAAGGCAUCAAGUCAGCCCCCAUCCCAGCGAGCGUGAAACCAAAGGGUAUCCUCCGAAAAUCGGGUUCGGAUCAGCCUCUCGUGCAGACAACACAUCGACACGAGCCCAACGAGAAGGUUUUCAGCAACAAGUUGAUUGUUACUACCAUCGAAUGGGAAUCCAAUGACAAAGUGGGUAAUGUUGUCAAGCAUGAAGUGGAGAGUCCGACCCUAGAGAGGCAGUCUCCUGCCACCCCCUUAGCCGACAUUGCGCGACUUCACCUCGAAGAGCCCUCUGUCUAUUUCGAUGCACCUCAACCCAACGAGGAGGAUUCGGACGAUGCCAGGCGAAACGGGGGUGCAGAUGACGAAGAGUUCGACACUCCACCCAAGGACGACCAUCACUCGGCCAGUCCGAACAUAUCAGAGACCCGCUACGACGACGCGCUCCAGUACAGGAAGAGGUCCCCGACGCCCCCGAACAGAUCGGGCAUCAUGUACUCCUCUGGGAUGCGCCGGAAACUGAAGGACGUUGACUUCCACGUCGCCGAGGCGGUCAUCGAGGAGGACAAGGAGGGCGGCUCGGCGUCCGAUUGUCAGUCGCCUAGACGACAAGACUCGGUGACACAGACGCGUCCGCCAACCGAGCCACCCUUCUCGCGAUCGGGCAACAAUAGUGAGGACUUUGUCCGGUCGACAAUUCCUGUCCACAUGAUGGACACCUGUCGCGAACCCACUCCAGAAACAGACUCUGAUAGUUGGAGGGUUCCCAAGACGGGCUCGGAGGAGAGCAUACGACCUCCCUACAUGCUCAAGCCUUACAACAGGAGGCGUCCACGAUCCAUGAUUGAAGGGAAUCCGCGAUUAUCCUACCCAAGGGAUGGCCCCAAUGGGAAAUAUGCUACGGAUUUCGGCGCGAAGCCAUACCGUUCUGGUGAAAAGUCGCCAAGAACGUCUACUCCUAUGUUUCCGGCGCGAUGUGGUGUUAAACAGAAGACUCCACCGCCAGCUUCCGAGUUGGCGAAUGACGGUGGUGUGCAGAGCUCCCGAAGUGCAUCUAGUUCCCGGGAAGAAUCUGACUAUGUAGAAGCCAAUAACAAGAUGCCUCUCACGCAGAAACGUAGUGACUUUUUCACUAGGAGCAUCAGUUGGGACGCCAAGUUUAGGAAGGAGAGAUCUCCGAACUCAAGGAAGGCCGCCGAAGACAAGUACGUCAGGGCAGACAUGAACGACUGGAGGGGAAGGUACUCGAGGAGACGCCAGCGGGCUGUGCUGUCCGGCAACAGCGAAUCCCGAAUUCCGAGGCCGAAGGGGCGGCUGAAGUCUGCGGAGUCGGACGAACCAGUGGCGAAUGACGUGCAGCAGCAGUCCGAACAGAGAUGCGCCCGUUCGUCCGGCGAAGUGAAGUCCCCGGUGUCUUCGUCCCUGCCUACCCUCCAGAACGAGAGAGUGCUGCAAACGGAGGUGCAUAGAAACUGCAAGAGCGAGGUACUCAUACCCAGGUUCAAGCCUGAGGGCGGCUCUUCCUAUAGCUUGCAACCCAGAGAGAUUUGCUCCACGUUUCAGGAGAAGGCGCUACCGCCCCCUCACCCCGAAGGAUUUGCCCAUGACGGGCAGUGAGUCAUCAUGAGCUCCUGUGAUGCACGGACACUUGCAAAAAAAAGAAAAAAAAAACUGUAUUUGCUUUUUCAAGAAAAAGGAUUUUUGUGGACAGAAAUUUUUUGCAAGAUCUAGUCACUCCGUAGGCAGUUUAGGACAGAAACAAAUGACUUAUAAGAGAUACUCUAAUAAUAAAUAAAUAACAUAACUUCCAAAAAAAGAAAAAAAAAGUGGUCUGCUUUGUUUUCGUCGGGGGAAAAAAAACUUGUAAAAGGAAACCUCUCCGAUUUCAAAUUCUCUACAUAUAAGCACUCGUCUCCCAUAAGAAAUAUAUCUCUUGGAGAAUUUUUUUUCCUUCCAAAACACAAAAUCCCGCAAAUGCUUAUGCUGCUGGCAUCUUGUGAAGCUUCUUAUUCUAUUAUUUUUUUCAAAAGAAUAUUUAGUUCCCUUUUUGGACAAACGAGUCAAGAACUGUUGCUAAGGCGAUUCAUUGGAAUUUCAUCUCUGUGAUCAGUACGUGUGUUCAACAGUGAAAAAAAAAAAAGCAUUUCAUUUUUAGUAUUAUUCUGUUAAGGAGACCCCAGCCACUACCAAGCUUGAAUGUCGGCACUACUUAGAUUGUUACGAAGAAGUGAAAUGCUGCAGGUAAGAUUUGGCAGGUUUCUAUGAGGGGGUUACACUAAUGGAACAGUAUCUCAUUUUCUGUACAAUGAACAGGCAUUUUUGGUGGAUUUGUAAUCCAGUAAAAGUAUCAAAUACAGUAGACUGGUACUAUAACAGCCAUUCACUUGAUAGAAAUUAAUGCAUUAAAUAAUUAAAACUUUCUACUUUCACAUCCAACAAGAUGUUCUUUCAGAAAGGACAUGGUGUAUGUUCAUUUGUAAUCAUAAUAACUCAUUAAUUAGUGAUCACAAAUGACUAUAUAAAAUUUUCCGUGAAAAAUAUACCUACUUUACUUAAAAAUUUUUGCUAUGAUUUAAAUUUUAAAAUGAAGGAAGUAUUAAUUAUUUUUAUUUAAAAAGACAAAUAGCUUUAUUCUUUUUUCUCUAUAUAUAGGCGUAAAUAUUGAAUUUUGUUAAUUUUUUUUCUUUAAACAGCUUAAACUAUUAAUACCCAAAUUAAUAUAAAGCAUAAAUUAUGUUCACAAUUAUCUUAAUCAUGAAGUUUUAAGUUAAAGAUUUCGUUCCCAAAUUUUAAUGGUUACUAUUGAGUCAGUCAGUGAAUCGACAAGUUUUUUACAUUAGUAGUUACUUAACCAAACAGAUAAACUCAUUUAGAAUUAAAAAAUAAUUUUAUAAAAUAUUAUUUGUAUUUAAAACAUUGGAAAAGCAUACCGAUUCAAUUUGGCUUAGGCUUUCAAACUUUAAUGGAUUGUUAUAGCAUAAGUCUACUGUAUUCUCUGUCUGUGGGUGUGUUAACAGAAAUAGUUUUAUAUGAUUAUUCGAUAAAAGUCAAAGCUUUUUUAAAUGUUCUAGUAAAAAUGAAAUUAGCAAACGGGUAUUCUAGUCAUACUUUUACUUGCAAAGAUAUUUUCUAUCAUAUUUCUGCUUGCAUUUGAAAUACCUUAAUAUCUACUUGCUUUUUGUACAAACAUAUAUCAGUAUAUAUACAGUAUUCCAAAUUCAAAAACUACCUGUAUUUGAACAUACUGAUUUGUUAAAAGCAUGCUUUUCAAAAAUAGAGAAAUGUUUGUUUGGAACAUCAUUUUUAAGUCUGAAGACAAUCAGAUAAUGCUGUUUAUUGCUUUGAAAUUUAAAUAGUGAAAAGAACUUUAGCUGCUUAUAGUGAUAUAGAAAAAAAAAAUCAGCAAGAUCUUUUAAAAAUUGGAUUAAAAUUAUAAAAUCUGAUAAAUAUUGCUGAUUGAACAUGGAUAAUUUUUCUGGUUUGUUUAUUUUUGGUAAUUCUUAAUUUCCUUUGUAUCAGUUUUAUUUCUGGUGAAAUACUUUGCAUGGAUUUUUAGCAUGCAGUUUAAUACCUUAAUUGUCAUGGGGCAACAAUGACAGGCAGACCUAUUUAAAUAACAUUGUAAGAAAUUCAGCAUGGCAGUCAAUGUGUUAAAGAUAUAAUGAUCAUGUAGUCAUUUUUUAAUUAUUAUUGUUAUAACUGAAUACCUUGAAAGUGUCAAAUCUUAUUAUUAUUUUUUGAAGCUUUGGAUGUUUAUUGAAAAUACUAACCUAUGUUAUGGAAUGGUUGACUUAACUACUUUGAUAUCAUUUUUUCGAGUCGCAACUAUUAUUUGUAUUUUUGAGUUUGUAUCCAAUCUAUUGCCCUUAAAAAAAUUACUUAAAGAAACUAAUAAAAAAAAGUAAGUAUUUGAACAUGAUAUUUGAAACAGUAAAAAAAUAUUGUGAUUUAACAUUAACAAAAUUUAGUGAUAUUUAAAUUGGAGAGUUACUAAAACUGCAAGUUUAACUAAUUGUAAAUAAGUCAGAAAACUUUUCCAUAUUAUCUGAUGCUAAAAUGAACAAUUCACUCUUUUCACUAAAAAGUAAAUCUAUCUUCUGUCGAUUAAGUUAACAAAAAAAAAGGAAAUUGCUAUCAUACUAAAAGAAUUCUAUCAAUAUAGAAAUGUGAAAAUAAAGAUGCAAUUCCUCUUCCUUAAAAAAAUGAUGUAACUGAUUGUGUAUGCAUAUGGUAUAAAUUAUUGAGAUACAUUAAAUAUAUUUUGUGAAAUUUUGAUAUAUACAACUCUUUAGUGUAUUAUUCACAUUUUGCAUGCUGGUGCUUCACCCCCCCCCCUUCCCCUGAAAAAAUUGUUACCUGAAAAUAGGCACAGUGCUUUGACAGAUGAUUUAAGUUCCUAAUUGCUAAUUCUUUCUUUUGAUGUAAAUAUUAAAUAUUGAAUGGAGAGUUCAUGUAUGAAAAGCAAUAUAAAUUUGUUAAUGAAAGGUUAAUUUCUAUGCAUUAAUGAGUGACAUAUAUUUCAUUUGCAAAAUACCUAUUUUAUACAUUACUAACUACAAAUAUUAAUGCAAAUAAAUUGACUUGUGUAAUUUAUAAUGUGUUUUUACAUGAUUGGCCAUAGAAUAUAAGUUGAUAUAAUAAUGAAUAUAUAUUUUAUUAAUACAAUAAUAUAGUACUAGUGGCAUGGGAGUUUUAAUUUAAUAAUUGAUUUUCCAAAUUUGUAUUAUGUCUAUCACUUGAAAUUGUUUAAAUUCUUUUUUAAAUGAGAAGCAAAGAACACUAAGAUUUAGAAUGAAAAUAAUUUGAUGAAUCUUGCCAUGUAUUUUGAAUAAAUAGGUGCUAAUAAAUAAUGCACAAACUAUUGACAACAGUAAAAAAUAUAUCAGCAUUUAAAUUAUACAUAAAAAUGCGUUCAGUUUAUAGUUGAAUAAUUUGGCCCAAAAACAUCAUAUAUGGAUCUUCUAAAAAAGGAUAUAAAAUAGAAAUAACUGUAUUUAAUAAAAAUAAGUUUAAAUUUUAAAAAAUGAAUAGAUCAUUUUUUGUUCAUCAUUUUGUUUAUCAGUUAUUGUAAUAAAAAUAGUAAUAAAGCCUAAUAAUUGUAAAUUAAAAAGUAAUUUCAAAUCUUAAAUGCAAAAUUACACAUUAUUAAACAAAAAUAAGUAAUACCAAAUUUUGUUUCCGUAUUUUU